Capsaspora owczarzaki ATCC 30864 is the source of this 1182-nucleotide messenger RNA. RefSeq names its product splicing factor u2af large subunit. The record is from RefSeq and is a predicted model, not a curated record. Gene Ontology annotation, cellular component: U2-type prespliceosome; U2AF complex; commitment complex. Bases 1 to 1182 code for a protein of 393 amino acids. The transcript has 6 exons. Gene Ontology annotation, molecular function: poly-pyrimidine tract binding; pre-mRNA 3'-splice site binding. Lineage: Eukaryota; Filasterea; Ministeriida; Capsasporidae.
AUGAUCGUCCACGUCGCCAACGCACAGUUCGCCCAGCAGAUCGGAACAGGUGGUCCUUCGCAUUUCGAUCACCGCGGCGGCGGCAACCUCCCGCCACCUUCGGCUGCACCUCCGCAGCAAUCUGGUUACAUUCACCCCAGCCGCAUGGGUAUCGUGCAGCACUCUGGCGGCACUGGCGGGCAAGCCGGUAGCGGGAACUACGGCAGUGGCGGCAGUGGCGGCUACACGAGCGGAUUUGGUGGAGGUUAUGCCAGCUCCUCUUCUGGCAGCAACUCUUACAACUCAAACAACCGCCAGUCUCGUCGUCUGUACAUUGGUGGCAUUGUUCCUGGCACACCAGACGUGCUCAUUGUCGACUUCCUCAACCGUGAAAUGAAUCAACGCGGCAUGACUUCAAGCCCAGGCAACCCAGUUCUUGCUAUUCAAAUGACCCCCGACAAGAACUUUGCCUUUUUGGAUAUGCGAACGUCAGAAGAAGCAACCAUGUGUAUCGCGCUUGACGGCAUCCCCUUUGAGGGUACUGUCUUCCGCAUCAAGCGGCCGAAAGAGUACGAAGGCCGCGAGGCGAACGAUCCCCCGUCGCUGUUUGGCAUGCCCAGCAGCUCGGGCGGCGGCUUUUCAUCACAAGGCGGCGCACAAGGCGGCAGCUUUGGUGGCAGCAUGGGCAACGACAAUCCGAACAAAAUUUACAUUGGAGGCUUGCCGUUCUCGCUUGAUGAGCAGCAAAUCCGCGAGCUGCUCCAAACCUUUGGUGUCAUCCGGAACUUUAGUCUUGUCCGCGAAGGCAAUGGCCAGUCAAAGGGUCAGCAGCCUCCUCCUUCCAUGCCAUAUGGCGCACCGUCCUCGUUUGGUGCGGCACCCAUCACCCCGAUGCAAGCGACCCCAGUCGUCCAAUUGUUGAACAUGGUGACUCCCGAGGAGCUUAUGGAUCCCGAAGAAUAUCAAGACAUUGUCGAUGAUAUCCGAGAAGAGUGCAGCAAGUAUGGCGAAGUUGUCAGUGUGGCGAUUCCUCGCCCGGUGCCCGGUCGGGAGGUUUCAGGUGUCGGCAAGGUGUAUGUCGAGUUUAGCAACGUGGACCAUGCGUAUCAAGCACUCCAAGCGCUUUCAGGUCGCAAGUUUGCUUCGCGUAUCGUCGUGACAUCCUUCUACGGCCUUGACGCUUACCGGCGUUCCGAGUUUUGA